Quercus lobata is the source of this 1364-nucleotide messenger RNA. RefSeq lists its product as uncharacterized. NCBI's taxonomy places the organism in Eukaryota, Viridiplantae, Streptophyta, Magnoliopsida, Fagales, Fagaceae. Bases 548 to 1273 code for a protein of 241 amino acids. The transcript has 3 exons. The record is from RefSeq and is a predicted model, not a curated record.
UUGAACGGCAGUUAUAUACUGUGAAUGUCUAAACGGCAUUAUUUUCAAACUGUUUCGUGAAUUUUUUCUCUCGGCUCUCCUACCUUCGUCUUUAUCUGUUUAUCAUCAUCACCAUCAUCUUCAUAUCGCUUUUCAGUCCAAAUUGGCAGGGAAUUUUGCCUUAUGAGAUGUUUGGUUCAGACUUCCGACUUCACAUUUUACUCUACAACACCAGACAUUUCAAUUCUCUCAUUUCACACCUCAAAGAGUAAUCAGUUUUUGUAAUAAACAAAAACCCACAUUUUCAUUUUUAAGGUACUAAAGAGAUACUCAUCCAAAUUUGUUAAUUUUAUUUAAUAAGAACGAUUUAAUUUGCAUACUAACUACGUUUUGACAUAGUAGCAUUGUAUUUAUUCAGUUUAGCAUAUGCUUUAUCCUUUUUAAAAUUUAGCAUAGACAAGGAAUUCUUAUCAUUAUUAUUAUUCUGAUUAUUUUAUGCUGUGGCAGUGAAAGAUAAGGCUGUAUUUUUCUCUGUACAUCUUUAGCAACAAAUCUGUUGCCUGACUUGAUGGGGAACAUAAUCAGUUCAUUUUUUUCUGGGUUUGGCAAAGUCUUUAGCGACCUUUUUGGCUCCCCACUUGAUUUUCUUGAAGGAAAAUCUUGCAGUUCAGUGUGCCAAUCAACAUGGGAUUUUAUCUGUUUCAUCGAAAAUUUCUGCGUUGCCAAUCUGCUGAAGAUGGCCAUGGUAUUGGUUCUGGUCUACAUUGUUCUCUUAUUCUUCUAUCUGUUACAAAAACUGGGCAUUUGUGAGUGUAUCUGUCAAAGCCUUUUCAGAAUAGUAUGGGCAUGUGUUGCUUCCUGGUUCCAUGCAUGGGAGUAUUGUUGCAUUUUCUUGUGUGUUAAGCUUCGUAAGCUCAAAAGGGUACGAAGAAAACACAGAAAAGACAUUGAAGAAGAGUUCGAUGCAGGUGAUGAUGAGUAUGAUACUAGUGAAGAAGAAUAUGACGAUGAAAGCUUUUCAAAUCAUGUUCCUAGACACAUGGGAAAGAGUAGAUCAGUACCUCACAAAUGGAAGGAUUAUAGAGGUGCUCACUUGAGGAAGUCUUUGCGGCCAAGAAAUCAUCAUAUACGAGUAGAUAUUAGUAGGGAUUCAAUUCACAGUGGCAGAAGAAAUCAUAUUAAGCAUAGGAAUCAUGGUAGCACAGUUCAUGACAUUAGGGUAACUCGGACAUCAAAGUUUGCACAUAAAGGGAGAAACUAUAGGGGAGGGGUGGUUAAACAUCGGCGAAGGUAGACAAAAUUGAAUGGAGGAAAUUUGGAAAUCAAUUCAAUAGAAGUGAUACUUGUAUCAAAAGAUAACAUGAAAGUAAUUCUUCUUUACUUUU